Messenger RNA from Prosopis cineraria, 2399 nucleotides. RefSeq names its product protein HIGH CHLOROPHYLL FLUORESCENCE PHENOTYPE 173, chloroplastic. Bases 168 to 1979 code for a protein of 603 amino acids. The transcript has 13 exons. Lineage: Eukaryota; Viridiplantae; Streptophyta; Magnoliopsida; Fabales; Fabaceae. The record is from RefSeq and is a predicted model, not a curated record.
UACAGAUACCAGUGGCAUUUUUUAGUUUCUGUACGGAACAAGUUGAAACAAAAUUCGUUGUAGUUUCACAUAAUCGCCACUUUAAGUACUUGCGACGCACAUACAUUCAUAGAUAUUCAUAGAUACUAUUUUUAAAUUCAGGCCCUCUGGAUGCUAACUGCUAAAUCAUGAGCUCCAUAUCGUCGGCGACUACAGCUAGUUCCAGUUUCAGCAGUAACAGUGUUUACCGCCUCUCAAAAUGUAGGCUUUCUUCGGAUCUUCUUGGUUCCAUUUCCUUUCCUAGAAUCAAAUGGGAUCAUAGUUUUCGCCGGUGUCACACUUCGUCGGAGCUGAAGUCUCGGUUCCUGCUAGCUCCCAGGGCUGCUGCUCCAGAUACUAGCAAGGAAAGCAAGAGUGAAAAUGCCCAAGAUGGUGAUGACGGUGGUGAUGAAAUUCAACAGACACAGAAGCAGCAAUCGCCGCCGCCGCCCGUAUCGAUUAGGCUGGACGACGUGAACCCGGUAGGUCUGGGUCGAAAAUCACGCCAAUUGUUUGAUGAGGUUUGGAGGAAGUUCUCUGGAUUGGGUCAGAUAUCUCGGACAAUCCGCGCUGAUGAUAAGGACGCCCUUGAUGCCCUUCUCAUCCGAGAAGGGCCCAUGUGCGAGUUCGCAAUCCCUGGCGCUCAGAAUACUGUUGUGCUUGUUGUUGGUGCCACCAGUCGCAUUGGUCGGAUUGUCGUUCGCAAGCUCAUGCUGAGGGGCUACACUGUGAAGGCUUUGGUGAGGAAUGCUGAUCCAGAGGUAGUGGACAUGCUUCCAAGGUCAGUAGAGAUAGUAACUGGGGAUGUUGGUGACCCCAGCACACUCCAGGCUGCUGUGGAAGGUUGUAACAAAAUAAUAUAUUGCGCAACUGCUCGCUCUCCUAUCACUGCUGAUCUGUUUAGGGUUGAUUACCGAGGAGUUUAUAACCUUGCCAAAGCAUUUCAGGAUUAUAAUAAUAAAUUGGCACAAUUACGGGCUGGUAAAAGCAGUAAGAGCAAGCUCUUGAUAGCCAAAUUUAAAUCUCCAGAUUCAUUGAAUGGAUGGGAAGUUCAUCAAGGAACCUACUUCCAAGAUGUAAUUGCCACGAAAUAUGAUGGAGGGAUGGAUUCAAAAUUCGAGUUCACUGAGACUGGAGAAGCUGUUUUCUCGGGGUAUGUUUUCACGAGAGGAGGUUAUGUUGAACUUUCAAAAAAGCUUUCUCUGCCUUUAGGCCGCACUCUUGACAGGUAUGAGGGCCUGGUCCUCUCAGUUGGUGGCAAUGGGAGAUCUUAUGUUUUAAUUCUAGAAGCUGGUCCUUCUGCAGAUCUAAGUCAGAGCAAAUUGUAUUUUGCAAGAAUUAGCACAAAAGUGGGAUUUUGUAGGGUUAGAGUGCCCUUUUCGUCAUUCCGCCCAGUAAAACCAGAUGAUCCGCCAUUGGACCCUUUUCUUGUACAUACAUUAACAAUACGUUUUGAGCCAAGAAGACAGAGGCCCGUUGACGUACCUACAGCUAAGAGUCAAGAUUUGAGAAGCUUUAAGCUUAUAAUGGAGUAUAUAAAAGCCUUGCCUACUGGGCAAGAAACAGAUUUUGUUCUAGUAUCAUGUUCAGGAAUGGGAAUUGAAAGUUCAAGAAGGGAGCAAGUUCUUAAAGCCAAGCAGGCUGGGGAAGAUUCAUUGAGAAGAUCUGGCCUUGGAUACACAAUAGUUCGUCCUGGCCCCCUAAAGGAAGAACCUGGUGGUCAGCGUGCUUUAAUAUUUGAUCAAGGAAAUAGAAUAUCUCAGGAAAUCAGCUGUGCUGAUGUGGCUGAUAUAUGUGUGAAGGCACUACAUGAUUUAACCGCAAGAAACAAAAGCUUUGACGUUUGUUAUGAAUAUGUUGCGGAAGAAGGGAGGGAGCUUUACGAGCUGGUUGCACACUUGCCUGACAAGGCAAAUAACUACUUGACCCCAGCACUGUCUGUCUUAGAGAAGAAUACCUGAUCGUUCCCUAUUCAGUAUCAAUUGUAUCUGACGCAGCUCUUCCUAUAGGUGAGAUUCCAUCUAAUGGCUGUGGCCAAUUUGGCCCAAUGGCUGUUUCAAGUAGAUAAUGUAAUCGAUAGGUUUACCGGUACAAUCAAAAAUUGUACAAAUAUAUACUAUUAUAAUUAUAAUGGGUUUAAUUUGGUUGCAAAAAAAGAAAAAAAGAAAAGAAAAUCGUGUAUAGAUAUGAAAGUGGGGGAGGGGGGCUUGGAAUUACUCGUUUUUAACAAUGCUCUCAUAAAGUGAUCUCAAUUUGAUCCAACGUGUUGUGACUUGUACACAUCAAGAAUUUGAUCUCGUGUGUGUGUCUCUCUCCCUCUCAGGGAGGGAGGGAGAGAGGAGGGUUCAAUGUGUUAAUAAAUUAGAAGUCUUUUGAAAUAA